AUGGGAAGGUUUGUCCGGCAAAAUGGCGGGGGGAGGGGAAAGGGACACGGCAACGGUACGAACGCGGAGGAGACGAUGGGGGAGACGACGCACCCGGCGGACGCCGCGUUCGUCCUCCGCGGCGCAGACGAGACGAUCCGCAUCCAUAUGGGGAGGUGCGACUGCCUCGGGGCGCGCCUCGCCGUCGUCGUCGCAGGGUCGGGGUCGGGGUCGGGGUCGGUCGCGGUGGUUCCGCGCCUUGCGUCUGCGGCCACGACGGAGACGCUGUCUUCGACUUCGACGUCGGCAUCGUCCGUGGAGCAAGACAAAAAGCGGCGGCAGGAGAUCGAGCUGGGAGUGGGAGUGGGCGAGGGCAGCUUGGGGAUGCGGUGCCCAUCGGGGCGCAUAGCGACGUGGGAGGGCGGGGCGAAGGAGUUCGUGCUCGGAGAGCGGCGCGUCCGGCUGACGUUCCGGGCGUGGUGA
Messenger RNA from Epithele typhae, 462 nucleotides. RefSeq lists its product as uncharacterized. The coding region runs from base 1 to 462 and encodes 153 amino acids. Lineage: Eukaryota; Fungi; Basidiomycota; Agaricomycetes; Polyporales; Epitheliaceae. The transcript has a single exon. The record is from RefSeq and is a predicted model, not a curated record.